UUAGACAAAGCCUGGGCCAAAGCGCAGCGUGAAAUCCCACAACCGAAGCUACAAACAGUUGUUACGGCGAUGUUGAUACUGAGCACUGAUCUCGACAGGGAGGAGGUAUGCGCAUGUGAGACAUAAAACGCGUCGAGAGGCUGAAACGGAAGCAUUGCAGCGACAUGUCUGGCCCUGGAGGCUUCAAAAGGGCGGCUCGCUUCUUGAACACGUCCUUUCAGCUCUGAACAUUCAAAUCCGCUUUUGGUCCCACCAGAAUUCCGCAAAGCCGGGCUGUUAGCCUUUCGUAAGCAACAGCGCCUCGUCCGUAGCACUCGCGACCUCCCGCGCCAACAUAGCAACGUGCUUCAGGACCGCUCGAGAGCGACCGAGUCACUGACACUGGCGUAGAAGGAAUUCCGAAGACUGGCCGACAUGUUCUCCUUCAACACGACGGCGAACCUGCACCACGUCACGCCUCUUCCGUCCGGCACCACAUUCGAAGCGGCCCUAUCAAACCUCCAAAACCAUGACCUCCUCAUAAAGCUCGAUCCGGAGCUCGCGCACUACGAGACUCUGCCCCCCGACGAUGCGGCUCCGAACACCAAGCGGUACAAAGUAACAGACCAUAUGCAUACACUCCCCAAGGGGCUGUGGGAUACCACGGUCACGUUUGAGUCACACAUAACAAACACGGCCGAUGGGGUUGAGUGGGUGAUUAAAGCGCCGUUAGGCCUCGUGCAGCGGACGACGUGGAGACUUACGAGAAGUGAGGAUCUAGGAAAGGGGAAGGAGAAGGUGGGAGAGGACGAGGACAACGAGAAGAGCGAGUGGAGUCUGGUGGAAGACGUUGAGAUCACGGCGUCGCGCUUGCUGGUGGGCACCGUCAAGGGGAAGUGUGAGGAGAAUUGGAGAGGGAUUCAUGGGAAGUUCAUGGGGCACUUGAAGAGUGUCGAGGUGCAAGCUUGAAGCGAGUAGCUGAUGUCAGUGGUAUUCCGCAUACUCGGGCGUUAGAUUUUGGUAGACGUUAGAUAGGGGAAUUUUCUUCCUAAGGGCUCGUCUCGAUAAGCUGCCCGCACGGAGCCCCACCUUCCCGAAGCAGAUGUGCUCGUGAAUGGCUUCAACAUGAACGUAACCUUGGGGACUCCCGCGAGAACGUGGUGUUAGGACAGUUACUGUCGGUCAACUACAACAACUUCGAGACAGAUCCAC
Trematosphaeria pertusa is the source of this 1191-nucleotide messenger RNA. RefSeq lists its product as uncharacterized. The record is from RefSeq and is a predicted model, not a curated record. The coding region runs from base 415 to 948 and encodes 177 amino acids. The transcript has 2 exons. Lineage: Eukaryota; Fungi; Ascomycota; Dothideomycetes; Pleosporales; Trematosphaeriaceae.